Molecule: messenger RNA, 2695 nt
Organism: Loxodonta africana (African savanna elephant)
Lineage: Eukaryota; Metazoa; Chordata; Mammalia; Proboscidea; Elephantidae
Product: cytochrome P450 2S1
Exons: 9
Coding region: 279-1763 (494 amino acids)
Biological process (GO): xenobiotic metabolic process; epoxygenase P450 pathway
Cellular component (GO): cytoplasm; intracellular membrane-bounded organelle
Molecular function (GO): iron ion binding; oxidoreductase activity, acting on paired donors, with incorporation or reduction of molecular oxygen, reduced flavin or flavoprotein as one donor, and incorporation of one atom of oxygen; arachidonate epoxygenase activity
Source: RefSeq, a predicted model, not a curated record
CGCCCUACCUGGGGCCCAAGCCUCUGUCUCCGCCCCCGAACCUCGCGCAAACCUGGGAGACACCCAUUAGAUUCUGUGUCGCCGCCACCAGGCAGCGGCAGCGGACUGGGAGAUAUCCGGCAGCUGGCUAAGAAUCCUGCCUCCAGGCAGAGAGGGGGGCUAGGUGCCCCUCCCUCUCCGCCUGAUUUCUUUGGGGAGGAGCCGCCCUGCUCCCCGCCCCUAACUGGCCCUACCGCGUGUAGCGUCUGAGAGCACCGAGAAGGAGCUGACCUGCCGAGAUGGAGGCAACGGGCACCUGGGCGCUGCUGCUGCUGCUGUUGUUGCUGCUGGUGGUGCUGAAGCUGGCGCUGCCCAGGACCCGAGGCCACCUGCCUCCCGGGCCCACGCCGCUACCGCUGCUAGGGAACCUCCUGCAGCUCCGGCCUGGGGCACUGUACUCGGGGUUCUUGCAGCUAAGUAAGAAGUACGGACCAGUGUUCACCGUGCACCUGGGACCCUGGCGGCGCGUGGUGGUCCUGGUUGGGUACAAGGCUGUGCGGGAGGCUCUGGGAGACCACACCGAGGAGUUCAACGGACGGGGGAGAUUGACGACAAUGGAGCGGACCUUUGGUGACCACGGGGUUUUCUUCUCCAACGGGGAGCGAUGGAGGCAACUGAGGAAACUCACCAUGCAUGCUCUGCGCGAUGUGGGCAUGGGGAAGCGAGAAGGCGAGGAGCUGAUCCAGGCCGAGGCCCAGCGUCUGGUGGAGGCAUUCCAGGAGAGGGAAGGACAGCCAUUUGACCCCUCUCUGCUGCUGGCCCAGACCACCUCCAACGUCAUCUGCUCCCUUGCGUUUGGCCUCCGCUUCCCCUAUACGGACAAGGAGUUCCAGGCCGUGGUCGGAGCAGCUGGUGGCACUCUGCUGGGGAUGAGCUCCCCAUGGGGCCAGUUCUACGAGAUGUUCUCCUGGCUCCUGCAGCCCCUGCCAGGCCCCCACAAACAGCUGUUUGGCCACCUGGACACCCUGGCUGCCUUCACCAUCCGGCAGAUACAGCAGCACCGGAGGAACCUGGACACGUCGGGCCCCGCCCGAGACAUCGUUGAUGCCUACCUGCUGAAGAUGGCACAGGAGGAACAAGACCCAAACACAGAAAUCACCGAGAAGAAUUUGCUGAUGACAGUCACUUACCUGCUGUUUUCUGGGACAGUGACAACCAGUGCCACGGUCUGCUACGCCCUCCUGCUUCUUCUGAAGUAUCCUUGGGUCCAAGAGCGGGUACAUGAGGAGCUGACGCAGGAGCUGGGGGUUGGCCGGGCACCAAGCUUGGGGGACCGUGCCCGCCUACCCUACACAGAUGCGGUUCUGCACGAGGUGCUGAGGCUGCAGGCGCUGGUGCCCAUGGGUGUGCCCCACACCCUCACACGGACCACUUGCUUCCGAGGGUACACCCUCCCCAAGGGCACUGAAGUCUUCCCCCUCAUUGGUUCCGUCCUGCACGACCCUGAGUUCUUCGAGCAGCCAGAGGAAUUCAACCCAGGCCGUUUCCUGGAUGCGGAUGGACGGUUCAAGAAGCACGAGGCGUUCCUGCCCUUCUCCUUAGGCAAGCGCGUCUGCCUCGGGGAGGGCCUGGUGCGGGCUGAAGUCUUCCUCCUCUUCACUGCCAUUCUGCAGUCCUUCUCCCUGGAGAGCCCAUGCCCACCAGGUGCCCUGAGCCUAAAGCCAGUCAUCAGCGGCUUUGCCAACAUUCCCCCAGCCUUCCAGCUGCAGGUCCGGUCCCGCUAACCCCGCUCCACUCGAGAGAACCAGAGGAAGAAGAGAGCCUUGGGAGGUGGCGACUGCCAAGGACAGUGCCCCCGGCCUUGAUGGAGGAUGUGGACACAGUUGUGUCUCCGGAGUCACAGGUCCACACCACAGGCAGCUGCACUCAGCUCACACAGCCAUCAAGACACGUGACCACGCAGCCACACACUCAGCUGCACAGCACUCGACAGACAUAAAGUUAGUCCACCUGGAUUCACAACCACACGCCCAGAUAACCCACCAGCUCAUAUGCACAUAACUGUCCUGAACACACACCCUUGUCAUUCAUCAAACCUGCUGAGUGCCCACCACCUCCGGGAGCCUGACACAACACGCCCCCUCCUAGAUCGUGUCACCCCACAGAGACCACCCCUGUCCCCAGCCCACCACUAUCCAGGCAUGUGACCUCUGUCCACACCCCCCAGUCUCCGUCAGCCUCCCUCUACACCCCCAGCCUCCAUCCACACUCCCCAACAUUGAAGCCACACACACAACACCACACACCUUCAGCACCCAAGGACACCCCUUUCCAAGCACCCUGACCUCCCAGUUCUCCCAAGCACAAGCACAUCCCUCAUGUGCAACUGGACACAUAGACCUGGGAAGCAAGUAAACCUGGGCACACAAGGGCCCUCAAACCAAAGGAACACCCCCAUGCCCCUAUUUAUGUAACCGUGUUGAAAGCCUCCCCCACCCAACACAGUGGUUUGAGCUAUAUGAGCUCUAAGGGUUUACUGUUUCGAAAUCUCAAUUAGAUCCAGGAGGAGGGACUCCACAGGCCAAGGAGGGGCCAGAUCCCAACCCCCAGCCUCAUAGUGUCGGAGAGGAGGCCAGGUCUGGCAUACCUUGUAACUUAAAGGUUCCCAUUUUGCAAUAAAAAUUGGAUUCUGGCCUAUGGCAGGGCCUAGAGUGAG